Messenger RNA from Haemonchus placei, 690 nucleotides. The record is from the annotation of a GenBank genome assembly. Lineage: Eukaryota; Metazoa; Nematoda; Chromadorea; Rhabditida; Trichostrongylidae.
AUGAGUGGUCAUGGUACUAUUCCAUCUGGUGAUAACCUAAUGGCCACUGUGUCUGGUGUGAAAAUGCAGUAUAGCCGACUGUUUCUGGUGGAACCGUACAAAUCAAAGUAUAUACCCAAAAUAGGAGACGUCGUAGUGGGACGUAUUGCAAGCAUUCAGAGGGCUCGAUGGAAGGUGGAUAUAAACUAUAGAAUGGCUGCUAUCUUGCAUCUGAAUAAUGUUAACCUUCCUGGUGGCGAGCUUCGACGUAAAGGCCUAGAGGAUGAGGUCGCUAUGUCAAAACAUCUCGUGGUAGGUGAUAUGGUUAGUGCAGAGGUUCAGCAGAUACGAAUGCGUGGACAGUUACAACUUCACACAAGGAAUAUGAAAUAUGGUAAACUCGGUCAAGGAAUCAUGAUCAAGGUUCCUCCGAACUUGAUAAAACCUCAAAAGGAGUAUAUGCAUGAAAUGUAUGGGGUCAGUGUAAUAAUUGGAUGUAAUGGUAUAAUAUGGAUCUCUCCUGCUCUGAACACUAAUCCUGACGGUGGUUACAACACAGAUUCCACUUCGGUGCUCCCAUUAGACAAGCGUAAAGUGUUGGUGAGGAUUGCUGCUUGCGUGCGAAUGCUCGCCAAGAAUCUUAUUGCCAUUUGUGAUGUAUCGCUCAUGUCAGCCUAUAGCGUGUCGUUGACAUACAAGAAGAAACUUUGA